UGUUCCCAGACUGGACGCCAGGCAUGGCGGUGCCGCGGGACAUUGCAGCCGCCUAUCUGCUGCAGGGGAGUUUCUACGGCCACUCCAUCUACGCCACGCUGUACAUGGACACCUGGCGCAAGGACUCGGUGGUCAUGCUUAUCCACCACGUGGUCACCUUGGUCCUCAUCGUCUCCUCGUAUGCCUUCCGAUACCACAACGUGGGCAUCCUUGUGCUCUUUCUGCACGACUUCAGCGAUGUGCAGCUGGAGUUCACCAAGCUCAACAUUUACUUCAAGGCCCGAGGCGGCUCCUACCAUCGGCUACACGCAGUGGUGGCAGACCUGGGCUGCCUCAGUUUCUGCUUCAGUUGGUUCUGGUUCCGCCUCUACUGGUUCCCGCUUAAAGUCCUGUAUGCCACGUUCCACUCCAGCCUGCUCGCGGUGCCCGACAUCCCCUUCUAUUUCUUCUUCAAUGCGCUCCUGCUGUUGCUCACCGUCAUGAACCUCUACUGGUUCCUGUACAUCGUGGCCUUCGCUGCCAAGGUGCUGACUGGCCAGAUGCGCGAGUUGAAGGACCUGCGGGAGUACGACAUGGCAGAAUCCCAGAGCCCCAAGCCCAGCAAAGCUGAGAAACCGCUGAGGAACGGACUGGUGAAGGACAAGCGCUUCUGAACCCCUGGACCCCCUUCCCCACCUCCCAGAUCCGGCCCCGCCCCCAG
Molecule: messenger RNA, 700 nt
Organism: Marmota flaviventris (yellow-bellied marmot)
Lineage: Eukaryota; Metazoa; Chordata; Mammalia; Rodentia; Sciuridae
Source: RefSeq, a predicted model, not a curated record